Cadophora gregata is the source of this 318-nucleotide messenger RNA. RefSeq lists its product as uncharacterized. Lineage: Eukaryota; Fungi; Ascomycota; Leotiomycetes; Helotiales; Ploettnerulaceae. The transcript is spliced from 2 exons. The record is from RefSeq and is a predicted model, not a curated record. Bases 1 to 318 code for a protein of 105 amino acids.
AUGGCGCAAGGAACACUGAAGUCGAAGAAGCUCACGACGGCGACUGCGAAGUCUACGACUAGAAGACCAGGCGUGUUGGGUCCGAAGAAGGGCUCCAGGACGAUUGCGCCGAGGAAUCAGGUUCUCGUUAGGAAUGCGAAAAUGACAAAGAAACAUUCUGCAGGAUUGACUGCUAUGACAGAGCGUACGCUUGGUGCCAAAGCAGGACAUUUGGAAUUAUUGAAAGGAGGCAAGAAGAAUAAAGAUGCUAAGGAUGGGAAGGAUAAGAAGGGGAAUGAUGUUGAGGUGAGGAAGGGAGGGAGCAAGAAGUUUGGUUGA